This is a messenger RNA of Cercospora beticola, 1548 nucleotides long. RefSeq lists its product as uncharacterized. Gene Ontology annotation, molecular function: structural molecule activity; protein binding. Gene Ontology annotation, cellular component: proteasome regulatory particle, lid subcomplex. NCBI's taxonomy places the organism in Eukaryota, Fungi, Ascomycota, Dothideomycetes, Mycosphaerellales, Mycosphaerellaceae. Gene Ontology annotation, biological process: ubiquitin-dependent protein catabolic process. The record is from RefSeq and is a predicted model, not a curated record.
GCGGACCUCGCGCGGCAACACCGACGCAGCUGUUUGUGCCUGAAGCUCCGUUACAACCACAGCACACGAUCACUUGUCAUCACAUUUGCACUGUCCGCCCACCUUCGCCGACCGCAACCGGAAUCUCCAUCCUAAUCGCAGCGGUACUGCGGAGUCAAAGAUGGCGAUAGACGAUACUGAGAAUGCGAAGCGGAUAAUCGCAGCCCGGAAGCUGUCUGCAACCAACCCACGGCAGGCAGAGAUCGUCUACAAGGACAUUCUAUCAAGACCGCCGGGACAGAACGACAAGGCAUUGCGCGAUUUCGAAAAUGCUCUCACUGCGCUCGGCGAGCUGCUUCGAGAUCAACAGCGCACACAGGACCUCGUCAGCCUCAUAGAACAGACGCGGAAUGUCCUCACGAGCUUCGCAAGGGCGAAGACAGCAAAGCUGGUACGACAAUUGCUCGACCUCCUCGCCGCCAUCCCCAAGACCACCGACACGCAGAUCGCCGUCACGAAAUCAUCGAUCGAUUGGGCCGUUUCUCAGAAGCAAGGCUUUUUGCGACAGAGUCUGGAGGUACGGCUGGUGAACCUGUACAUGCAGACACAGGCAUACUACGAUGCGCUCACUCUCAUCAACAACUUGCUCAAGGAGCUCAAGCGGUUGGAUGACAAGUUGGUGCUGGUCGAGGUGCAGUUGUUGGAGAGCAGAGUCUACCACGCCUUGGGAAACAUUCCUAAGGGAAGAGCUGCACUGACAAGUGCGAGGACAAGCGCGGCAUCAGUGUACACACCACCACUUCUGCAAGCUGGGCUGGACAUGCAGUCUGGACAGCUACACGCUGAAGACGGUGACUUCAACACGGCAUUCUCAUAUUUCAUCGAAGCCAUGGAGGGCUAUCACGGACUGGACGAUGCUACCAAGGCAACUGCUGCUCUGCAGUACAUGCUUCUCUGCAAGAUCAUGCUGAACCUCAAGGACGAUGUCGAUGCGCUCAUGACCUCGAAGCAUGCCAUUAAGUACGCAGGAAAGAACUUGGACGCCAUGAAGGCCGUCGCUCGUGCACACAACAAUCGGAGUCUGGAAGAGUACGAGCAGGCUCUGCACUCAUAUCGCUACGAGCUCGGAAGCGAUCGCUUCAUCGCAUCACAUUUGCGUCGCCUCUACGACAGCAUGUUGGAGCAGAACUUGAUCAAGGUCAUUGAGCCAUUCUCGCGCGUCGAGAUCACCCACGUUGCGAAGAUGGUCGGGUUGGAUGUUGGUCAGGUCGAGCGCAAGCUGGCGCAGAUGAUUCUGGAUCGAGUCAUCAUCGGCAUCGUUGACCAGGGGCAAGGUGUGCUCGAGAUUUUCGAAGAAGCGGAGCGGGACAAGGGCUACGACGCCGCGCUCGACACGAUUGGGAAGCUGGGCAACGUGGUCGAUGUGCUGUACGCGAACCAGGCGAGCCUGCUUGAGUAGGUCGAGUACUUUUCAUGAAACAUGAGAAACGCGUGCUGCCACUGUACCAUAGUCGCUAGCAUAGACUGGCAGCAAGCAUGAAAAUGAAGCAUUCACGAACUCAACAAAGU